AUGGGCAACAGUCACAGUAACAACACCGACGGUGUCGCCAACGUGCGGCCUCAUGGCAAGCGCAACCACGCGUCACACCGGCGUGCUCAGCAGCAGAGUACUGCGCGAGACUCAGUCCAGUCGACUGCGGCUUCAGCGUCUGCCCCCUUGCCUCCUGCGGCACCCGCUUCCGUACGACGUAAGCCACAAACCCGCGAGCGCAAGCCGUUUAAAGAGCUGAUUACCGGCGAGCUGCGCGAUAUUAACGAUUUUUACGAUAUUGAGAAGAAGGAGCUGGGCCACGGUCAUUACGGUACCGUACGUGUUGGCAUAAGUAAAGCCACAGGCGAAAAAGUGGCCAUCAAGACUAUCCCUAAGGCUAAAGUGAGUCGUCCAGAGACAAUGCGUCGUGAAAUUAGCAUUCUUAAGACGCUGGACCAUCCCAAUAUUAUUAAACUUUAUGACGUUUGCGAAGGCAAUCGCCACCUCCACCUAGUUACCGAAUUAUGCACAGGUGGUGAGCUUUUUGACCGCAUCAUUGCUCGUGGUCACUAUAGUGAAGCUGAUGCCGCAGUGCUUGUGCGUAAGAUCUCAGAUGCCGUCAAGCAUUGUCACGACCGAGACAUUUGCCAUCGCGACCUUAAACCAGAGAAUUUUUUGUUUGCAACUAAAUCUGAAGAUGCCGAGUUAAAGGUUAUUGAUUUCGGACUAUCUCGUAUGGACGAUGGACUGAGUGCAGGAGUAAUGACGACGCGCGUCGGCACGCCGUAUUAUAUUGCUCCGGAAGUACUGGGUCGCCACUAUGACAAGUCAUGCGAUUUGUGGAGUAUUGGAGUAAUCAUGUACAUUUUGCUCUGUGGAUAUCCACCAUUUUAUGGCGAUACGGACCCAGAGAUUUUUGCCUCAGUGCGUUCUGGAAAAUAUGACUUUGACUCACCCGAAUGGACGAAUGUGAGUUAUGAAGCGAAGGAUUUAAUCAGUCAUCUUUUGUUGGUGGAUGCCUCCAAGCGUCUGACUGCAGAGGAAGUCCUGCUCCAUCCGUGGAUUUCAGGUGCUGCUCCAAGGUCAAGUAUGACACUCAACCCGAAUAUCUUUUCGAGCUUGAAACGCUUCACGGGCAAUAACAAAUUAAAAAAAGCGGCUCUUGGUGUCAUUGCUGAUUUGGCUACGGAAGGAGAGAUAGCGGAGCUGAAGAACCAAUUUAUGGCAAUUGAUACUGAUGGAAACGGCGUCAUAACCGUUUCUGAGCUCGCCGAGGCUCUUCGCGAUACGGGUCUUGGCAUGAUUGAAGAGGAGGUGUUGGACCUAGUGAAGGGCAUUGAUAUCGACGGAGACGGAUUGGUUGACUAUCCGGAGUUUUUAGCAGCAACGAUGAAGCGCAAUUUAUCUAACCAGAAGGAGCACCUGAUCAACGCAUUUAAUUAUUUUGAUACGACGAACACAGGCCACAUCACUAAGGCCGAUCUUGUACAGUUUAUGGGUAGCGAAGAACAGGCACAGGAAAUUAUUGACGAUGUCGAUGCAAAUGGUGACGGUGUCAUUAGCUUCGAAGAGUUUGUGGCCAUGAUGAACCGCAAGGGAUACGGUGACGAUUCCGAGAUGGACAACUUCGACGAAAACGCUUUUUAUUCAGCAGCUCAAUACAGUGCGGGCGACGCGUAUUCUUUGAAGGAGACUGAGCUGUAA
Plasmopara halstedii is the source of this 1665-nucleotide messenger RNA. Its product is annotated as calcium-dependent protein. Gene Ontology annotation, biological process: intracellular signal transduction; protein autophosphorylation; peptidyl-serine phosphorylation. Gene Ontology annotation, molecular function: calmodulin binding; ATP binding; calcium-dependent protein serine/threonine kinase activity. The record is from RefSeq and is a predicted model, not a curated record. The transcript has 2 exons. Bases 1 to 1665 code for a protein of 554 amino acids. Gene Ontology annotation, cellular component: nucleus; cytoplasm. NCBI's taxonomy places the organism in Eukaryota, Oomycota, Peronosporomycetes, Peronosporales, Peronosporaceae.